Coccomyxa subellipsoidea C-169 is the source of this 519-nucleotide messenger RNA. RefSeq names its product PEBP-like protein. The record is from RefSeq and is a predicted model, not a curated record. Bases 1 to 519 code for a protein of 172 amino acids. The transcript is spliced from 6 exons. NCBI's taxonomy places the organism in Eukaryota, Viridiplantae, Chlorophyta, Trebouxiophyceae, Coccomyxaceae.
AUGCAUUCGGUGGAUCCAGCAAAGGAGGCUCGGAAGCCAACGGCGACCAGCGAUUAUCCGGAUCAGCUCUCCGACACAACUGUGGCUCUCGCAGCUGCAAAGGUGAUUCCUGACGUUGUCAGCAGAGUCACUGACACCGCUACACUCACCAUCGAGUAUGAUGGGAAGCCAGAGGAGCCGACUAUCACAAUUGCUGGCACUGACACCUACACCCUGGUCAUGGUGGACCCUGACGCCCCCUCUCCGGAUCACCCCAAGUACAGGUUCUUCUUGCACUGGUUGGUGGUCAAUAUCCCAGGAGUUGAUGUGAACCGCGGAGAGGUGGUCACUGCCUACAUGGGCCCGAGCCCUCCAAAAGGGACGCACCGCUAUGUCUUCCUGCUGUACAAGCAGAAUGGCCGGGUGUCUGCCAAGAACCCCCACUCGCGCCAGAACUUCACGCUGCACCAGUUCACGAAGGAGCACAGUUUGGGGGAUCCGGCAGCCGCUGUUUUCUUCUAUAGCGCCCCCGAGGAGUGA